CUUGCUGGAGACUGAGGCUGUGUGAGUGCCCUGCAGCCAGCGAGCAGUCCCUGGGUGGGUGAUGGUCUGUGUAAUGAGGGGGUUUAUUUUAUCUUCAAUGUGUUAUUUGUUCGGAGGUUGUAUGAAUGUAAUGCAAUAUACUAUGUCAGUGGUAGUUUAAAUGUGGUAUGUGCUCUCAAUGUGAAUAUUCUUUGUGCCUAAUGGUAAUAAUAUAGUGUGUGUCUUAUUAAUGUGAAUAUACUGUGUGUCUAAUGGUAAUAUACUAUGUGUCUAAUGGUAAUAACAUACUGUGUGUCUAAUGGUAAUAAUAUACUGUGUCUAAUGGUAAUAACAUACGGUGUGCCUAAUGGUAAUAUACUGUGUGUCUAAUGGUAAUAUACUGUGUGUCUAAUGUGUACAUACUGUGUGUCUAAUGGUAAUAUACUGUGUGUCUUAUUAAUGUGUACAUACUGUGUGCCUUAUUAAUGUGUAUUAUACUGUGUGUCUUAUUAAUGUGUAUAUACUGUGUGCCUUAUUAAUGUGUAUUAUACUGUGUGUCUUAUUAAUGUGUAUAUACUGUGUGUCUUAUUAAUGUGUAUUAUACUGUGUGCCUUAUGGUACUAUACUGUGUGUCUUAUUAGUGUGUGUGUGUGUGUGUGUGUGUGUAUACUGUGUGCCUUAUGGUACUAUACUGUGUGUCUUAUUAAUGUGUAUAUACUGUGUGUCUUAUUAAUGUGUAUUAUACUGUGUGCCUUAUGGUACUAUACUGUGUGUCUUAUUAAUGUGUAUAUACUGUGUGUCUUAUUAAUGUGUAUUAUACUGUGUGCCUUAUUAAUGUGUAUUAUACUGUGUGCCUUAUGGUACUAUACUGUGUGUCUUAUUAAUGUGUAUUAUACUGUGUGCCUUAUUAAUGGUAAUAUACUGUACCUCAUUUGACUAUACUGUAUGUCUUAUUAACGUGUAUAUACCGUAUGUAUUAAUGGUAUACUGUACCUUAUUAAUAGGACUAUACUGUAUGUCUUAUUAUUGUGACUAUAUUGCAUGUUUCUUUAUCAGUAUGAAUAUGAUGUAUGCCUUUUUAGUUGUAAUGUGAUGAAUUAUGCCUGCUUUGUUGUGCUGUGAAUGUGCUGUGUGGCCUAUUCACUGUGUUUUGGUUGUAUUAUGUUUUUGUACUUUUUUUUUUUUUUUUUUUUAUUUUUUUUUUUUGAGGGGGAAAAAAUGGUUUCUAGAUCUGAUCCCUCAUCCUAAUGGUAAACCCUAACCUUGAACUAUGCUAACCUUAACUUGUUCAUAGCUGCUGCUGAAAUCAUAAAAUACUUUUAUCUGAAAUUUGGGAGCUGCUAUGAAAAAAAAUAAAAAAAAAUCUUAAGUAAUCUAGAUUUUAUUUUUUUGUGUGUGUUUUGUCUGUGGUGUGUGUAUUUAAAAAUAUAUAUAUAUAUUUUUUUAAUUUGUACGGUUUUGUAAUAUAGACAUUUGUAGUUAUUUUCUGGUCUCUGUGUCUGCCAGGCAAUGUCCCUAUAGCAUGGUCCUUGUACAAACCCAGAUAUGAUGCUGUGUCCGUGUGUCCUACACAAGGUAAGCUUGUUGUUGCUCCCUGUUCUGCUUUGCUCUUUAAUGUUGUAUAGUCAAUGUGCUUUAUGAACUUAACCGGUGUUGUGCCACUAAUAUUCUUGACCAAUAUGUUGCCAAAAGAAAAAAAACAAACAAAAUACAGACACCCCUUGUACAGCACAAAAAAACCAAAAUGAUCCCAUUUAGAAGGGCACUAAUUGGGACAAUCAGUUCAUUAUAGCAAAGAAAAUUAAAGUAUCUUUAAUAAAUACAUAUAUGAUAACGCACGGAGUAUAGCCACCCUAAAAAAAUAAUAAAUGUGUCUGUGACAGCGUAGUGUAAAGUAUGAAAGACCCACUGAUACAAAUUUCAUCAUUAUGAAGAGAAUAGCUGCCAUAUCAACAAUGCCUCACUGUAACCUGCUUGACAUAAAUGGGGUUACAUUAAUCACACCAAAACUAUAUAGAGCGGAUGUAAGAUAUGAUCGUGUUUUUUGUCUUUGUUUUUUACUUCAAGCUAGUUACAGUGCAAGAAUGAUGUAGAUUUGGCAGCUGCCCCCCUCUUAAUAAUGACAUUUAUGUCAGGGCUUAAAAUGAAUGUCCGCUGCUCCAAGGGGGAUUGCAAGUCUUUCAUUCUUUAUACUACAUUGUCGCAAUCACAGACACUUUUUUAAAAUUAUUUCAUAGAAGUGGCUGUUCUCCAUUUGUUGUUAAUGUAUUUAAUAAAGAUACAUUUUUUUUCUCAAUUUAAUUCUAUCAACUGACCCAUAUUGUACCCUUUUAGGAAUUAGAUGUUACCCCUGUAAAUUUUUAUGUUUUUUUUAAUACAGGUGACAUGUUGCCUACCUCUUCUGGGCUCUUUGUGGACCCCGAGUUCCCUGCCAGUGUCUCCUCUUUGAUAUGUGGUGCUGGCACACCACUUUCCAUUCUUUGCGACCGCAUUACGUGGUUAAGACCACAGGUAAGCAUGCUCUGCACAUUUAAAUUAAUGGGGUAAGGAACCUUCUUGCAUUUUAAAAUACCUCUUACAUUCUAGGAGUAUGUCUAACUUAUGAAAUUGUAAAUACUUGCAGGAGAUAAUUGCAUCGCCACGUUUAUUUCCAUUGAAUGCCAGAGAUGGUUUGGGCAAACAAGGGAUUCUUGGUGAUUGCUGGUUUAUAUGUGCCUGCUCUGCGCUACAAAAAUGUGAAAAGCUUCUCCGUCAGGUAAUGAAGAAAACCCCAAAACCCAUAGGUUUCUUCUUCUUUCUUCCACUAAUGCCCAACUUGAACUAAAAGUUUUUCUGAUUACCUUUCACCAUAUAAAUAUCGCUAUUGUGAAAACUGUAGUACAUAUUUUAAUGUUGGCAUUAGCUAAUUAUGAUUUCUAAGCUAGAAACCUGACCAACCUUCAUCCAGGUAUAUUCAGCUUUUUGUAAAAAUUAAUUUAAAUAAAAUAAAACCAGCAUAAUUACCAGCUCUUGGUAGAAUUUCUUUUUCAAGGCUUGGCGAUGUAUUCCACGAAAUGGUGAAUGUAGGUAUGAAUGAGAAUUGUGGGAAAUACAAAAGUUUUCAGUUGGAGAGACAAGUGUUAAGAUUUUUCAAAGUUCCAGAAUUGGAAGAGAGAGAGAAAAUUAAGUGUUCCAGAUGUUAGACCCGUGAUCCCUCUCUCUCCUUUGUCCUUAAUUUAAUUUUUUUUUUUUUUUAAAUUCUUUAUUUUUUUAUUAUGCAGGGGUUAACAAGCAUUUUGAUAAUGCCACAACAGCGUAGUUAAGAGAGAAAUAAACACACUUUUGUACAUUUAUGACAUGGAAAUGGCUGUACAUUUUUAUAGAUUAUUUUAAACAAGCUUAUGCAUGCACUUCUAUUUGUAGCACAGUAGUGUGAAAUUGAUUAGAACACAUAAUGCAAGUUGCCGAUUUGCUCGACCAUGCGUGUCAAACAUGCUUAACUGUAGUUACGAUACACAAUACUGAAAACCAUGCUUAAAGAAAUAAAAUACUGAUAGCGUAUAUGUUAGGCCAUGCUUUUGUAAUAGAGAUAUGCGCGUGUGUAAGCUUAAAACAUGUAUAUCUACAAUAAGUGUACCUCCGUGGGCACUGUGAGAGCAUGUUUAUCCGCAUUUACUGAAGGAACGAAUAGGGAUGAUCCAACCGUGUGUUAGGGCGGGUGUGAUCGCUAGGUGAUGAUAUAGUGUGCUGGUAUAGGUUACAGCUUAGGUGCUAUGGUGCUAGACUGCGUAAUUGUAUAUAUGUAGAGUAUAAAGACAUUAUAUGUCGUGGGUUAACAGGCUAGGCAUGCAUGUGAGCGUAAGUCUUUUUCUGGGCAGCGUUCAUUUUUGAGUGUGGGGAUGACCGCCCGUAUGCUGUUUAGUCACCCCAUUCCUUCAGGUGGGAACUGUGUCAGCGGUAUCAGGUGUUCAGAGGUUGGCGGUCGGCCAGGAGCUAACUGGUUGCGCCCUCCAGCUCCAGGCCUGUAGCAAGGCCGGCAUCUCGUAGCCGGGGACUUCUGAAGACCGGGUCCUUCCCUGUCUGGACAGGUCUGGAGGCCUUAGUGUUUGUGUUGUGCUGCCUUCGGUGGGCAGGUCUCCGCCUGCGUGGUUGAUGCGUCGGGGUUGUUCCCCAGGUGGCCUUCAGCCCAGAUGGGCUAGUGUGGAGAGUUGUGGACUGCUUUUUCAAAGCUUUGCCCGAGGGUAGCCCAGUCCCACUCCGGUUGCUGCCGCUUUGUCGACCCUCCAUGCUCCAGCUCUCCUGCAGCUGCGCCGCCGCGUGUCGGGCCUCAAUCCGUACCCAGAAAGCCUCAAACAGCUCGUUCAUGCGGGUGGUCAGUGUAUCGUUUGUGCUGAGGUUGUAUUCCAGAGGCCCAUAUCCUCCAUAUGAUUGCGCGUCCGCCAUUUUAGUGUGACGAGUCGCCUGCACGCAUGGUGAGCUAUUGGGGCUGGAUCCCGCGUUUGGGGUCCACUGAGGCAUGCUGAUUAAGACGAUUGGGACCGGGAUAACCCCCACCGGUCCUGAGGGGGGGCAGCUGGGUGCUGCGGAUGCUGCGUGCGUUCUGUCUCUCCCCUGCCCUGCUUGGUGUAGGCCCCAGGCUUCAGCUCGGUCAUUCCAGCGGGCAUUCUGGGCGUGUGAGGUAUCCCCCAGUUCACCAGUUUCUGCGGAGCAAGUUUGGGUUCAAGGUAAGGCGAUUUGCCCACGAUUUCAGCCGAUAAUCAGGCCCAGGCCCAGGCGCUCAUGGCUAGUGUGUCUGUUCAGCUCCACAGUCAGGCCUCACCCCCUGUCCUUAAUUUUUAAAAGGGAAUCCUCCUUUACGUCAUUAGUUUCAGUGACCAAUCGAGUACGGCUGGCGUGUCUUUCCUACAGACUAUCAUCUAGAUUUUGGUCAGUAGAUGGUGCAAUUGCAUCACCAAAAUUCUUGUGAGGAAGUCCAAUUAUCACUUUGUAUAAUGGGUUAACUGAAUUUCGUGAUGCGUUUGAUGUCAUCUUGGUUAUCUUUUAUGGAUAACCGUCCAUCAAAACCUGUCAGACUUUAAAGGCUUUUCUUAGUCUGACUGUCUCCUUUUUGGUCCAUAAAAUUAGAUUUUGACACCCCUGAACCCUUGUUCACCCUCUUAAUACAAUGAAACUUUGUAUCAGGUACUUAAUAUUUAAAAAAUAUAAUUACUUUUGAUGUUAUCUGCCAUUGGUAAUCAUGUGUCUGGUUUUCUUGUGUGAAGCUACAUAGUAAUGUGACAGCAUGUGAUUUAUAUACAUGUCUAUUACACACAUUCAGACAAUGUUAGUUUAAUAAUAUGACAUCUCUUCGUUGAUAUUCUAUCCAUGAAUAUUCUAUAGUAUUAACAUAGUACUAUUUAUAGUUAGUUAUAUGUGGACUGUGUGUGUGUGUGUGUGUGUGUGUUUCUGGGCUGUUACUUUUUCUUUUCAACCCCCCUUCUUACAAGCAUAAGAUCUUAUCUCAACAGUGUUUAAGUUAGAUGCAUUCCUCUGGUUAGGGCAGAAUAGAGUUACAGAGAGAGAAAAAGUGUUUUUAUUUUUUUUGUAUUCUGUUACAAAAUUGAGUCCCUUUGUUAUAAUGGUGCCUUACAGUAUACAUUUUUAAUGUCUUUCUUAACACAAAAUGUCUGCCAGUGUAGGUACCCUGACAGUUCUAAUAAUAAUUUUUUGUAGUUUAUUCUACAAUUUAUUUUUUUCUGUUCAAGCUCCCUGCCAUUGUCAUUUCUUGCUUUAUUCCCACAUUUAUAACCAUACCUUUCAUACUAUCUUCUUUUCCAGGUAUUUCCUGUAGGCCAGUGCCUCUGGACAGACCCUGGAUAUACUGGUAAAUUCACUUGCCGGUUUUGGAGAUUUGGCUUUUGGGUGGAAGUGACCAUUGAUGACCGUUUGCCAUGCCUGGGACAUAAGCUCUGCUUUUCUCAUUGUCAAGACCAAGGAUCCUUUUGGCUGCCACUUCUUGAGAAAGCAUAUGCCAAGUAUGAGAAUAUAUGUCACCAGUGGAUAUUGAUCUGAUGUGAUUCUAAUCUAGAUGGUGGUGUUUACUUAUGAUAGAUGAAGGGUCUCAUGUAUUGGAGGAUGGGGUUUGCAUAUGAAUGUUUCCUUGGUGUUCUUCUCUAACCAUAGUUAUCUGUGCUUCCUAAUUUAUCUACAGACUGCAUGGUUGCUAUGAGAGUCUGUGGGCAGGGCAGGUGGCUGAUGCUUUGGUGGAUCUGACUGGAGGGCUGGUUGAAAGAUGGGCUUUUGGAGCUGGAGAAGAGCAUGUUCGGAGAGAAAUGUUCAACAAGAUGCUGGAGCUAAAAGAGAGAUGUGCAAUGACUUGCUCGGUGCUACACUACAGAGAAGGUUAAAGAAUAUUACAGCCUUCAUGUCCUAUGUCUUAUAUGUUGACCUUAUGUUCUUGUCUUUACUUUAAUUGUAUGUACCUUUCACACAUCUAUUUAAACAUUUGUUUCACUCUCCUCUGCAUCUUUGCUCAUCCGGACUCUUCGCCCUUCUCACCAGUGCCUUCAGUCAUUGCGUUUUUUCAUUGUCUUGCUCCUUUGCUGGUGCUCUUUUUGUAUGUUUAAAAGCAUCUAUCAGUCCUUCAUAUGCACUCUUUUAUUUUCACUUCGAUUUAAAAUGCUUUUUUGUUUUUGCUGUUGUGUUUUUUUUUUUGUUUGUUUUUUUGCAUAGGAGCAAAAGAGCUGGGUGAAUUUCAUGCAUUUACCAUCACAGACAUCCAAAAUGUAGUGGCAAAGGAUGGCCAGGAGUUGCUAAUGCUUCGUGUGCACAAUCCGUGGGGGCGAUGCUGUUGGGAUGGAUCUUGGAGCAAGAGGUUUGUGGAUUGGGGGAGAAAUAGCCAAUUGCUUUAUUUUUUUCUUGAUCAGAAGUUACUAUUUUUAAUAUUUCUCAUUUAAAUUUACUUUUUAUCAAGGACUAAUUUUAGACCUUGUUCUUCUUCUCUCCCAGUGGUCAUGGAUGGGAUAUCUUCAGCCCUAAAGUGGUUUCCAACCUCCAGUCUAAGAUGCAGGAAGGAGAGUUUUGGGUGGAGAAGUCAGAAUUUAUACAGGAUUUUGAUGAACUCACAAUGGCAUUUCCAGUCAAUGAGAAGGGGCAAAUUCUAAAUAUCUGGUCAGGUGAGAAACUCUACAGUGAGCAUUUUGAAGGCAGAAAGAACCAAGAUUGGAUUGGCCAGUGCCACUUGCCAUGGGAUCUCUACCUCUUAACGCUAUAAGCUACGAAUGGCUGGGGGAAACGUCUGUCGGUAACGUCUAUCAUACCUGAAAGGAGCCAUAGCUGCAUAUAUUGAAGAGCCUAAAAACCAAUCAUAUCCAUGUACUCAUCAGUACAUUAUUUCUACCACGUGUUGUUCAUAAACAUAAAUAAAUUGGUAAAUAUAAGCAAUAUUUACUUUGUAAUCUGUGCAUUUUUAUAAACUUUUAAAGUGACCCCCGAAAAAAGUGUUUUCCAAAUCAAGAUGUAUUUUACCAUUUAUAGAUCUCUUAAAUUUGUGGCCAUGCAGUUUAACCAUUGCUGUCCUUUUUGUCAGGUUUGCCAUUAAUCAGCACUCAGGAGGUAUAUGGUUCAUGGGUUAAAGGUCAGAGCGCUGGUGGAUCCCGCAACAAUGUCAGCUUUCCAGACAACCCCAAGUUCUGGCUUCGUGUGAAAGAACAGUGCCAGGUGUACCUGACACUAAAUCAAAGACCACUGCAUGGUACAGGAGCUACACAAAACAAAGAUUCACUGUAUGCUAUUGGACUCCAUGUCUGGAAGGUAACUAUAAAUAGAAUGGUCAACUAUGCCAUUUGUGCCCUGUUUUGAAAUGACAAUAUAAUUUAACUUUACAAAUUAUAUACUGCAUGCCUUGUCAUAGCAAUAUUUUCAUGAAGUCAGGAUGUUUAUAAGACCUAACGAACCUGCUAUAUUAAAAGCUACUACUUAUACUACUACUAUAAUAAAUCUAUUUAAUAUUUAUGUAAAACCACAGAGCUCUGUUUUUCUGAAGUUACUUUCAGGACGGGUCCAGCUACAGGUUAUAAAUUGUUCAAAAUUAUUAUUGUUGUACUAUCACCAUAAAACAACAUAAACAGAUGCAUUCUUAGUUAUAAAUUGUCUUCAUUCUGUAUGGUAAGAGCACCUGACUCCAUGACAUUUUUGUUUUUUUUAUUUUAUUUCUCUCUUCUUCUUGCCUUCCUUCAUGCUUAAUGGAUAAACUGUGUUAUUCUUGAAAGAAAUGAUCUUUCAACUAACUAAGAUCAACUUAGUAAAAUAAUUUAAAAAAAAUAUUAAGAUUAUUUUUUUGUUUAAACAUGAAGAUGUAAUGAAGCCAAAGCCUUGUCAUCCACCUGGUAGGAUGCACACCGCCUUAGCAGAAUAGAGUUAUCAGUUUUGAUAAUGUGCACCCUGGAAUUAAUAUAUUUUAUCAUAUGCUCUGAAAUAAUCUAGUUUAAUAGGCACCCUAAAAAAAAAUGAUCUAUGUUUUAUCUAUUUAUUCCCCCCAGGUUGAGAAGCGCAAGUUUAACCUGACUAAGACUCUCUCAUCACCUCCCGUGGUCGGUACCUCCUCUCACUCAUAUGAACGUCAAUUUCACCUGUACUGUGAAUUGUCACCAGGUUAUCACCUGCUUGUUCCGAGCACUUUUCUACGAGACACUGAGGCGGAUUUCCUUUUGCGUGUCCUGUCCACUGGGCAUGUAACUCUCAGGUUGUAUAGAAUUAACUACUGAUUACGUCUACACAAUGCUCUGUUGAGUUUGCUUUAUUUAGUUAUUGUAUUCUAAUCCAGCCUUCUCCUAAUUUCUAUGCGAAGGAUAAGAUGCAGGAAGUAACUAGUUUUUAAGAGCUUAAUGUAGUGGUCUUUGUGACUAGAUGCAGUCCAUGCAGUCUUACAAUUGUAAUUAUUGCCAUUUCAGAAAGACAACCAUGUUUCCAUUUAUUUGGCAGUAUACCUCUAGUAGCUAUCAAUCACACUCCUAGCAGAGGCACUUUCUCCUAGAAUGCCUUCUUUUCUAAAGUUAUUCACAGACUGGGUCAUGACGCAGAUCAUUGUUAAAUUUCCUCCUUGAGAAUCAUUAAGAUAAUCAUGAGGAGAGCUCGUUAGACCAGUGUGGUGAUUGCCAUGCAUGCUCCGUGGGGCCGCAGUGUGAAGCAUUGGAUUGACAUGGGAUCCUCUAUACAGAGUGGUAGCCACAGCGAGGCAAGGAUGCUACUAAAUUAUAGAUCUGUAUUCGUAAAAAAAAAAAAAAAUAUGAGGUAUCCAAAGAGGUAGCAGCACUCAUGGAAUAUAAAUGUUCUAGUCUUUAUUAAUUCAUUUAAAAAAAAUAUCCCCAUCAACAUUUCAGUCCACCAAACGGGACUUUCCUCAGGAUCAAUACAAUAACACAAUCAAAAUGGCAAACAUAUAUAGCAAAAUGCAUUAGACAAAUUGGCUUACCCCCAGGUGAAGUGCAUUCCCGGUCGGCGUCUGUGUUGCCCUGUGCACAUGUGCAAAUAAGCUCCGCCCUGUGACGUUAUGACGUCAUCGCGCCCGUUUCCAUGACGACACGAUACAAACGUGGUCGCCAUGGGAAUAGGGUUGCGGUUGCCUGAAUGCAGUGCAAUGUGUUGCUCAUUCUAAGGAGUGAGGGGAAUGAAUGGAAAAGGAUGAAAUACUUAUAAAAUGCAUAAUAGAGUAUACAGUACGAAGUGCUGAAUCUGUUAAGGCAACCACUGUUGCUGUGGUUUAAAAACGAUCAUAUAAAGUGACAAAGUGCCUGCUCAAGAUAAUUAAUUAUAACGUGCGAGUGUGGUAGGGACAAAAAAAUGUCAGUGUCAAAAGUGCAAACUGAUAAUAAAUAAAGUGCUUAGUGAAUAAAUCUCGAGGGUCUAAAUAAAUAUACAUAGAUACACAAAACAUAUAACUAGAAAGACACUUAUCUGUAGUAACUAUAGCCAUAUAUACACAGCACCCAUAAUGGGUUUGGCGCUCUAAAAUGAGCAAGGCUGCUAAAGUACUUGGUGCAGACUUUAUGAAUUCAACUGGUAAAUCAACUUACCUUAAGACAAACAUAUUAUACAGUAUAGGAAUUGUUUUAAAGCAACUCCUUAUAAGUCUGCUCAAUAUGUGACUUAUUCAUUAUGUACCAGCAAUUAUGGCAUAGUAUAACUGAUAAGUGUCUUACAUCACUAUCACAUGUAACUUAAUACGAAAACAUAUAUUCAACACAUUGCUACAAAUACCUAACAAAUAUUAUAAAAAAUAUAUUGUUAAAAAAUUAAUUUUCAAACUGGAGUUAAGACUCAUAUAAACAAAUGAAAUCAGUUUCAUUGAGUCCCUUUGGAGACACAGUGUCUAGUUCAGAAAUCCAGAAUGUUUCACAGUUGAGCAAUGUUUUCCCAUGGUAACCCGCUCUGCGAGAUAGGGGCACAUGAUCUAUGCCCAAGAAUUUCAGGGAAGCCAAUGAAUGCUUAUACUGCAAAAAGUGCUUAGCUACCGGUUUAUCCGACAGAUCAUCUCUAUAGGCCAACCUAAUGCUAGAGCGAUGGCCCCUAAUCCUUUCACACAGGGCGGUUUCUGUUUUUCCAAUAUAAACAGUCCACAUGGGCAUGUAAGUUUAUAAAUGAUAUGUGUGGUUUUACAUGUAAUAGUAUAUUGUAUGAUAUACUUCUUAGUCGUAUGCGGGUGAGUAAAACUUUUAGAGGGUGUCAUAUGCCCACACGUCACACAUCCCAGACAGCGUACUGACCCCCUAUUUUGAGUAUUAGUUUCCUUGGCAUAGCUUCUGAGUGGGUCUGUGUGUACCAGUAAGUCCUUCAAGUUUUUAUUUCUCUUGUGACAUAUUAGUGGCUUUUCAUGGAACACUUUUGGGAGCGUGUCGUCCGUGGCCAAUAUUCUCCCAUUUUUACGGAUAGCUGAAGAGAUCUGGGGACUUGAGUCAAAUCUUUCCAAAACUUUGCUAAGGGUUUGGUUGUGAUAUCCAUGAUUCAAAAAUUUGUUAGUCAUUUCCCUUAUCUGCAUUUCUUUUACUGUAUCAUUAGAGUUAUUCCUCAUUACUCUGAGAUACUGUGCUUUAGGUAAGGACCUCUUCAAAGCUUUCGGAUGCGCACUUUGUGCAUGGAGUAAGGUGUUACGAUCCGUAUCUUUGGUGUAAAGACAAUAUUCAAUGUUGUUUGCCCCAUAGAUAAUUCAACAUCCAAAUAUUGAACCUUGAUAGGACUGAUAUUCACUGUCAGUCUUAUCUGUGUUGGCAGUAAAUUCAGUUGCCCAACCAUAUUGCGUGCCUCAAUUAGUGUGCCAUUCCAGAUAACCAACAGAUCGUCAAUGAAACGAUAAUAUCCUUGUAUCAAAUGAGCAUAUGUUGACAAGAUGUUGUUUUGCUCAUAGACCUACAUGUACGCGUACAUGUACAUGUACUCUUGGAUACCUGGAUAACCAAGCCCUGGCUUAGCACCCGGCACACAAUGCAUAUUAUAGCUUGAGUGCAAGAACUUCUCCCUUUUUUUUUUCUUUCUCUCUCUCUCACACACAUACAUAUCUCUCUCAAUAAUCCGUAUCGCCUCUAAAAAUUUUUUUUUUUAAAUUAAAUGGUUGAUCCCUAUUUUACAUUAUCCUACUAAAGAGAUAGGAGAGUCUAUGCACCAAAACCACUACAUUAAAAUGUAGUGAAAUCGGUGCUUACAGUGCCUUUUUACAGUCAAAUGUCCAGAUAAGUGUAGAGGGUUAGAAAAUGCACCAAACAAUUAAUAAAUUCACAACAAAUGGUAAAUUAAAAUAAAUGCAAAAAAAAAAAAAAUACACAGGUUAAAAAUGAUAUUUUUUAUAGUGGCAUAGUUGUAGCUGAUCAGUUCUGGAUGCAGUAGAUAUGAUCUUUGAGCAAGAAGCAGAUUAAGAAUCCAUCUGGGGAAAUACAUGUAUCAGAUGGAAUUGUGUGCUGCCUGCCUGACUCUGCAUCAUAUUGGUUUGUUUGAAUUAUACAGUGAAAUUGUUCCUCCACGGUCAAUGGCACCAGCCAGUGAAGAUGUUACCCAAAGGAGCUGGGACAUUCAGACAUUGCAAGGAAGCUGGAAGAAAGGCAAGAAUGCUGGUGGGAGCAGGAACUUUCCAUCUUACCACCUUAACCCAUCUUUGCCUUUCUCUGUGCCCAAAGAAUGCCAGUUAGUAAAAGUGACUCUGCUCCAGCAGUGUCAGGAGGACAAAUGCCACGCAAUCGGGUUCCAUGUAUACUCGGUGAGUUACUGCUUGGAAAUUAGAAAAUCUAAUUGUGCACUACAAAUUAUAUAAUAUAUAUAUUAUAAUUCCAGUGGUGUAGGAGGAUAUAGACUAAACCUUUUUAGCAAGUUUCAUUAAUUGCUUUGCAUCUCAACUUAGGAAUGUAUUAGACUUGUCAAAUUAGCAAAACCUUUAUUGCUAAGGACAUUUGGAAUUCACAAAACUGCUUGAGUAGUUUGAAAUGUUAAUGGAAAAUGUAUUUAUGCAUGUUUGUAACUGUCAUUUAUUUAUAUCCUUUUUAGUUGGCACUGGAUGAACUUAAAGUCUUAUUGCAAUAAUUUACUGUUUUAAACAAUAUAUUUCCCUUCUUCCUACAAUUUCUUUAUCCUUCAUCUAUCAGGUCUCUAGAGAUAAACAGAAGUCUCCUCUUUCUGGAGAGCCUAGUGCUAGCUGUGUACCUCACAGCCACUCUCAGGAAGUGUCCCAGGUCUGCGUGCUUUCCCCUGGCAAAUAUCUACUUGUGCCUUCCACUUACCUACCUGAGCAGGAGUGUGGUUUCACUGUAACCAUAGCUACUAAAGUUGACCGGUAACUCUGCAUUGUCUCCCAUAACUGAUAGAACUACAUUUAAUUUUUUUCUGUGCAGCAUAACAAACUAUGCUUUGUAUUUCUUCUCAGGAAACCAAUUGAGAGCCAGGAAACCUUGGGACGAUUCCUGCAAGAGGUAAAAAAAGAGAUUUCAAUUAUUUUUUUUUUUGUGUGUGUGCUAGUUUUUAUUUUGCAUUUAAAGUUUGAGUUUUCUUUCUUGACUGUUAAUAUCGAUUUAAAUGUACAAGUUGUAUUGUGGGGAUUACGGCAUUGAUGUCUAAAUAGUACAUGCGAUACUAUUGCCGUGUAUUGCACAAUGAGAUGUUGACUUUCCAUACCUGUAUCCUCAAGCUGUCGCUAGUUGUCAUACUGCACUAAUGUAUCUCUGGCAUUGUCUACACUGCCAGCUUGCUAUACUGGAGACUUAAAGCCAACUGCAGCCUCGAGAUACUUUGAUGUAUUUUGCUUCUCUGACUUAAUCUUGUACAAUGUUAUUUACCUUGUAUUGUGACAGAUAACAGUCUUUAAUAAAAAUUUUUAAAAAGUGUGGGUACAAUAUGAAAAGUACAGCACACUCCAGUCCAAACAAGCCUUUAAUAAUUUAAAGUUUAUGAAAGCAACUUUCUUAAGUCUAAUUAUGAGAUUUCUUUUUCAAUGUGUUUUUUUUGUGAGAAAUCUAUAUACACACACUAGUGACUUCUGCGUUACCCAACCUUAAAAAAACAAAAAAACAAAAAACAAAGGCAAGGCUGCUUUAUCGGUGUUCAUUUCAGUAAAGACCUGUUGUAUUUUUGGUUGUUUUUCAAAAAAACGAUUACUUUAAAAAGUUAUACGGAAAAGUAAUGACUAAUGUUCGUUACAUAUACCUGCAGGUUGACACAGGAUGGAGCUUUAGUUAUCCUUUAUCCAUUUUGUCAUUGGCAGGUAGCCCAAAUAGACACAUACAACCUCAUAAAGCUGUCCCCGCACCCAUACAUAACACAAACUGAAUUCCCUAACAUACAUGGCCGCCACCCUUGGGAACUUUUUACUUUGGAACAGCACUCUCAAAAGACUGUCUACCCCUUUUCUUAGUCAGCUAUGUGUGGGGGCUGUAGAAAAGAGACAGAUGAUGUUCUUGAGCAGGUACAUAUGUUAAUCUAGACAUCUCCUGGUGAUUACACUGUAUUAGUGUGACUGCUUUAUUCUUUAGACCAUAGAGGGAGCUCAGGUCCUAAAUUUGAAUAAAAAGCUGCUACGUGAUGGGGAAAGGACCAUUUAACUAGCCCUCACUCUGAGAAUUGCAGUGGUACAUUGAAAUAAAAAUUCAUGUAGUACAGGGAUAGGCAACCUUUGGCUCUCCAGAGGUUGUGGGCUACAUCCCCCAUAAUGCUCUUACACCCAUACUGCUGCAAAGCAUCAUGGGAGCUGUAGUCCUAAACAUCUGAAGUGCCAAAGACUGCCAAUGCCUGUUAUAGGAUGUAGUUUACACUCGGGUAAUAUCUCUUCAUUGUAAGGCUCACACCCCACACGCAUAUUUCACCACAUAUAUUAAGAGCGGUGGUGUCUGCAUCCUCAAAUUACUGAACACUAGCUAAAAUAUUAAUCAUUGCAAAAUAUUUGUAUUUACUAAAGUGCCAACAUAUUCGGUAGCACUGUACAAUAGGUAAACAAGACAAGCAAUUAUUCUAAACAAAACAUGUUUGACAUACGGGAACAGUAGUUGAAGAUGAUCCUGUCCAAACAAGCUUACAAUCUAAAUGGAUAAUGUUCAAAUACACAGAAAGAAAUGAGGGUGUCAAAUGAUCUGUAUAUCCCUGAAAGAAUGGAAGGAAGGAGCAUAGUAGCCAGAACUUCAUUGAGCAUAACAGGAGUUGUAGUCCAGCAGGACAUGCUGCCACUGUUGGCUCUGAGCUACCGCUGGGUGUGUGACAGAUACAGGUUAAAACUGUGUAGCCUGUUUACUGUCUCUGGGGUUAGCAUGCUUUAUGUGAUGACACCAGGCACAAAAAGUUGCACAAUACUGAUAUUGAUCGACAUGAAGAGAGUUUUCCAGCCGGCUGAUUGACAGCCUUGCAAAAAGAUUAGGGAAAAAAAAAAAAAAGGUUUACAUCUACAUAGUGAAACCAAAGAAAAAGCUGCAAGGACAUCUUUUUAAUUACUCAUAUAGUGCAGUAGUUUUUAGGGGGUGGGAACUUGCAUUCUAGCCAAAUCCUUCGUUUACACUUGUAUAACACCAUCAGGACAUCUGAUAAUACAAAUCAUGUAACUAUUUUCCUCUCUUAGGUCUGUGUUAUAACUGUGAUGAAGUAACAAGAAGCGGAUAUCAGACACAUUCCAUGCCACCAGUGCUGCUACGUAUACGUGCAGAAUUACAGAGUCUGUGUUGGUUAUGUCAUUUAUAUCUGAUAUCUGUAUUUCUGGAACUGGUUCUGUCUGGUGCUCUAAAAUAAAGGAAAAUUCACUAUUUUUGUAAA
Messenger RNA from Pelobates cultripes (western spadefoot toad), 15207 nucleotides. NCBI's taxonomy places the organism in Eukaryota, Metazoa, Chordata, Amphibia, Anura, Pelobatidae. The record is from the annotation of a GenBank genome assembly.